AUGCUAGGAUUAUCCUUACAGAUUAAUUCAUUAAGUAUUUCAUUAUUAGAGGAAGAUAUCUUUACCGAAUGCCUCCCACAAGUUGUUGAAGAUUGUACUUAUCACACACACAUUUUAAUAAUAAAUGGAAACUUUACAGAAAAUUUUAUGCCUAGAUUUUCAAAAAUAAGUUUAGACUCUAACAAUUUAAAUUUACUUCACUCUUUCAAUAGUGCACCAAAUUUGUUCACAAUAUCUUACAGUUCCUUAGAUGAGUUAAACACAACUCUUCUCGAUAUAUUUACAGAAAGAAAAGUGACCAGAGUUUUGUCACAUUUCAUUAUUCUAACUGCAGAUCCGUUAGAUUUAUUUCAAAUAUCGCAGUUGCUGUGGAAGUAUAAUUUUUAUAAGAGUCUGAUUCUACUUAAAAAUGGUUCAAUUGUAGAACUGUAUGUGAUCGAUUACACCAAUAGUAACUGCGGAAAAAUAAUAACAUAUAAGAAAAUAAACGAAUGUAAAGACAACAGGUACAAACAUAAAUUAAAAUCAAUCAAACCUGAUAUGAAACAAAGUUUUAAUCAGUGCUCUUUGAUGGUUGGUGUUUCGUAUUCAACUCCACUGAUCAACUAUGUCAACGAUUCACUUCCUGGAAUAAUACCAGAACUACUAACAAUAGUCAGUACAUCAAGCGGCUAUAGAUUUGAUUUUUAUCAGGACGAUUGUUACUUAGACGAAGUUAAAGAAUACAGAAUUGAUUCCCUACUUAAAGAUUCCGAUAGUGGCAAAAUAGAUAUGCUCUUUAUAUCGAAUUAUGUCUCCUACCAGAAGUUCUUUUUUGUACCAGCAAUAUACGACCCUGCAAUCAUAUUAGUACCAAAACCAAAACAAUUGCCUUAUUGGAAAAACAAUGUCUUGGCAUACCAACUUCCCGUAUGGUGUUGUAUAUAUGCAAUGAUUCCAUUACUGUCCAUUAUAGUUCUGGGAUAUGCAAAACUAAUCCAAACCGAAGACACAAGAUAUUUUGGAUCAUCUUUUAUAAAUAAUAUUUUAAUGGUUCUUGGUCUUAGCUUAAAUAUGCCAGCAAGGUAUAUACCAGUAACGUGGAAUUUAAGAAUUUUAUUAGGUUUUUACAUGUUUUUUUGCUUACUGGAAUUGACAUAUCGUCAAGCGAAAAUCACAAGCUUAUCAGCAUUAUCUGUAUACGAGAAACGAGUUAGAAAUAUGGAAGACCUUAUAGACUCCGAUAUUCCAUUUAAAAGUUUCGCUGCUGGUUUGAUCUUAUUUCAAUCAAACAAGCGAUUAAUAAGCAAGAUUCAGGUUCUUUCUGAAUCAGAAGAGGAGUUCAAAGGUUUAGCAGUCUUGAUAUUUCCUAUACAAAUUAAAUCGUUAAAUACUUCGUUAAUAGAGAGAGAUACAUUGACAGAAUGUUUCCAACAGAUUGUUGAAUACGCUAGUUAUCAUACACAUAUUUUUAUAACAAGUGAAAAUUUCACAGAAAACUUUAUUCCGAGAUUUUCAAAAAUAAGCGUAGGAAGUAACAAUUUAUAUUUAUUGCACUCUUUCCGUGGUGCUCCCAAUUUAUUCACAAUAACUUACAGUUCCUUAGAUGAGUUAAAUACAACUCUUCUUGAUAUAUCUACAGAAAGAAAAGUGUCCAGAAUUUUGUCACAUUUCAUUAUUCUCACUACCAGCCUAGUUGAUUUAACUGAAAUAUCGCAUUUGCUGUGGAGCUACAGUUUUUACAAGAGUCUGAUUCUACUUAAAAAUGAAUUACUUGUAGAACUGUACGUUAUUGAUUACAAAAAUAGUAAUUGCGGCAAAAUAAUAAAAUACAAGAAAAUAAAUGAAUGCAAAGACAGUAAAUACAAACUUAAAUUAAAACCAAUCAAACCAAACAUGAAACUAAGUUUUAGUCAAUGUCCUCUAACUGUCGGUGUUUCAUUUCUGACUCCAAUGGUCAACUAUGUUAACUAUUCAUUCCCUGGAAUAAUACCAGAACUACUAACAGUUGUCAGUACAUCAAGUGGCUAUAAAUUCGAUUUUUACCAAGACGAAUGUUACUUAAACGAACUCAGAGAUUUCAGAUUUGAUUCCUUGUUUGAACACUUCGAUACUGGCAAAAUAGAUAUGGUCUUUAUCUCGAACUACUUCUUGGACCAUAAAUUAUUUUUUGUGCCGACAAUGUAA
Messenger RNA from Diabrotica balteata, 2166 nucleotides. Lineage: Eukaryota; Metazoa; Arthropoda; Insecta; Coleoptera; Chrysomelidae. The record is from the annotation of a GenBank genome assembly.